Toxorhynchites rutilus septentrionalis is the source of this 2043-nucleotide messenger RNA. It is a transcript of the gene pit, whose product is annotated as probable ATP-dependent RNA helicase pitchoune. Gene Ontology annotation, biological process: maturation of LSU-rRNA from tricistronic rRNA transcript (SSU-rRNA, 5.8S rRNA, LSU-rRNA). The coding region runs from base 156 to 1967 and encodes 603 amino acids. Gene Ontology annotation, molecular function: ATP binding; nucleic acid binding; RNA helicase activity. Gene Ontology annotation, cellular component: nucleolus. Lineage: Eukaryota; Metazoa; Arthropoda; Insecta; Diptera; Culicidae. The transcript has 5 exons. The record is from RefSeq and is a predicted model, not a curated record.
ACGACAUCGAACGGAUUCAACAAACGUCUAGAAAAGUGAUUCGUAUUCACACGUGUGUCGAUUUGCUGUCCGGCAGAUCUGCGAAUUUCAAAAUAAUUGCUCCAACUCUUGUUUAAAUUAAGAAAAAUCAACCCAAAAGAGCUCAUUUUGCUAGAAUGGGCAAGAACAAGCAGAAGAGAAAGCAGAUCAACGGCCAAAACACCGUUCCUCAGAAUGGCAAAGGAUCGAUAGAGGAUUUGGAGGAAAAUUUCGAACUGGAGCCGGAACUAUCAAAAUCUGAGAAGAUGAAAGAGAAGAAGCGUAAAAAUAAGGAAGCUGCGUCACAAUCGGCAGCCGGAGCAUUCGUUAAACGGCCUAAAUAUAGUGACGAGGAAGAAAAUGGCAAUUCAGACGCUGCCGAUAGCGAAGAAGUUGAAAAUGGACAUCAGGAACAGCUGGAGGUCGGUUCGGCAAAUGCAUACGAGAUUCUUCUCGGAAACCAAGAAUUUGAAGGGCUGAAGGGAAAGGUUUCCGAAAAUACACUGAAAGCGAUAUCAGCGAUGGGAUUCACCAAAAUGACGGAGAUUCAAGCGAAAGCAAUACCACCUCUAUUGGAGGGACGCGACUUGAUUGGUUCCGCCAAGACCGGUAGCGGUAAAACGCUUGCAUUUCUUAUUCCAGCUGUGGAGUUGAUAUACAAGCUUCAAUUUAAGCCACGGAAUGGUACGGGUGUGAUCAUAAUCUCUCCCACACGUGAAUUGGCCAUGCAAAUAUUUGGGGUUUUGAAAGAGUUGAUGGCUCAUCAACAUCAUACCUAUGGAUUGCUGAUGGGAGGGGCGAGUCGUCACACGGAAAAUGAGAAGCUUUCCAAAGGGUUGAACAUCGUUGUGGCGACUCCCGGACGUUUGCUGGAUCAUUUGAAAAAUACUCCAAACUUCUUGUACAAGAAUUUGCAGUGUCUGGUGAUAGAUGAGUGCGAUCGUAUUUUGGAAAUUGGUUUCGAAGAAGAUAUGAAACAGAUUAUCAGUAUUCUGCCAAAAAAACGCCAGACAAUGCUUUUCUCCGCCACACAAACCUCUCGAACGGAGGAACUAAGUAAGCUAGCUCUAAAAUCAGAGCCCAUCUAUGUAGGAGUUGAUGAUAAUAAGACAGAAGCUACUGUGAGCGGGCUGGAACAAGGUUACAUUGUGUGUCCAUCGGAGAAACGAUUACUCGUUCUGUUCACAUUCUUGAAAAAGAACCGCAAGAAGAAGGUUAUGGUAUUUUUCUCGUCCUGUUUAUCUGUUAAAUUUCACCACGAGCUGUUCAAUUAUAUUGAUCUGCCGGUGAACUCAAUUCAUGGCAAACAAAAACAAGCAAAGCGCACAUCGGUGUUCUUCCAGUUCUGCAACGCCGAAUCGGGAAUCCUGUUGUGUACGGACGUAGCUGCUCGUGGAUUGGACAUUCCAGCGGUGGACUGGAUCGUACAGUACGAUCCCCCGAAUGACACCAAGGAAUAUAUUCAUCGGGUGGGACGAACAGCCCGUGGUGAGAAUCUGUGCGGCCAUGCUCUGCUGAUUCUUCGACCCGAGGAAGUAGGCUUCCUGAGAUACCUCAAGCAGGCGAAGGUUCCGCUGAAUGAGUUUGAAUUUUCCUGGAGCAAGAUUGCCGAUAUACAGUUGCAGCUGGAGAACCUGCUGUCGAAAAAUUACUUCCUAAAUCAGUCCGGCAAGUUGGCGUUCAAAUCGUACGUUCGUGCGUAUGAGGGGCACCACAUGAAGGAUGUUUUCAACGUGGGAAACUUGGAUCUUGCCCAGGUGGCUAAGAAUUUUGGUUUCACGCAACCACCGUAUGUUGAUUUCGGCAAAAGCUUCAAGAUUCAAAACUCUGAGCGACGUGCCGGUAACCGGGGUAUGGGUCACUUCAAAACACUAAACAAAGAGAAGCCAGGAAUGAAGUUUAAGCACAUUAAAAACCGAAAAGAGUUGAAGAAAAUUGAGUACGAGUGAUAAUUUAAUCACUCUUAGGAAUAAUGUUUAUAUUUUAUGUAAUAAAUAAAACUAUUUGAAUCAAAUAUUCAUUCAA